AGUGCUGGUGCCCACGGCCCAGCCUGGGACGCUGCAGCCCCCCAUGGUGCUGCUGGACUUCCCUCCCCUUGCCUGCUUCCUCAACGGCCUCCUCGUUGCCUUCAACGACCUGCGGCUCUGCUGCCCCAUCGCCCUGGCACAGGAUGUCACUGCCUGCCUGGACAGUGCCCUUGGGGAGGUGACCAAAACCAUCCUGGCCUUCCACCGUGCGGAGGAGGCGGCUUUCAGUGGGCGGGAGCAGGAGCUCUUUGCCCAGUUCUGCACGGCCUUCCUGGAGGACCUGCUGCCUUACCUGAACCGCUGCCUCCAAGUGCUUUUCCCUCCAUCACAGAUCGCACAGGCACUGGGCAUCCCCCCCACCCAGCUGCAGCGUUUCGGCCGCCUGGGCCGUAUCGACGUGGCCGCACUCAGGGAGCCGCUGGCUUUCCUGCUUCCACCGGCAUACCCGGCGGCGCUGCGCCGCGCACACCGCAUCGAGCCCUUCCCGCUCCGCCUGCUCGUCAACCCCGCGCUCCGUGUCCUCGACACCCGCCUCGUCACCGCCCCCGAGGGCUGCGCCAGCAUCCACGGCUUCUCCGCCUACGUCCCGCGGCACUGGGCCGUCCACGUCUCCGGUGUGGACGAGCUCGGGGUGCCGGUGAGCUGGGAGGCCAUGGGCUGGGCUGCCCGCAUCAUACAGCACGAGAUGGACCACCUGGACGGGAUCCUCUACAUUGACCGCAUGGACCCCCGCACCUUCACCAACGUGGGCUGGAUGGAACUCAUGGACUGACCCUACUGUGCCCACCCCCAGCUGCCCCCUGUGUGCCCGAGGCCCCUCUGUGCAGUGGGCCCUCUCUAACCCUGGAGAAAGAAACAGCACGGAGCCACAGACCAGGGGCUCCCACUCAGGUUUAUUGCAGCCAAUACAGACCUGUGGCCUCA
Molecule: messenger RNA, 924 nt
Organism: Manacus vitellinus (golden-collared manakin)
Lineage: Eukaryota; Metazoa; Chordata; Aves; Passeriformes; Pipridae
Product: conserved oligomeric Golgi complex subunit 8-like
Exons: 5
Coding region: 44-772 (242 amino acids)
Biological process (GO): intra-Golgi vesicle-mediated transport
Cellular component (GO): COG complex
Molecular function (GO): peptide deformylase activity
Source: RefSeq, a predicted model, not a curated record